AUGCAGAUUUGCGUGUUCAAUAACGACGAUUACGGUGGCAGAUUCACGGCAGCCGGGUCUUCCAAGUUCUCCUCAACAUUGCAAUCGCCUGAGAUACGCGCCUCUGCUCACCCGAUCAUGUUUCCCGAGGAGCGAUCGCUGCGGAGUGAGACUACACUCAACGAAAACUCAGAAGAGAGGGGUAAUAUGUUUAAGACAAUGUGGAAGUACGUAAAAGUGCAAUUAUGGCUUGAGACCAAAAUGUCCAAAGAGUAUGUCAAGACGGCACUGAAACUGGAUGGACUUGACGACGCAGAUAUCAAGGCCCACAAGAACUACAAAUACUAUUCGUACUUUGCUGACAAAUCUGAAGAGUAUCGCCUCAUCGGCUGGCUCCAGAAAGACUAUACCACGUUCGAUGCCUGGCAUAAAGAACUCAAUUUGAACCGGAUUACACAGGCGAAUGAGCUCAACAAGGUAGAGGCGACUGAUGCCUUCAGAGUCUACAAGCACUAUGUGAACAUGCACGACACCUUGAUUGUUAGGCAGAUGAACAUCGGUAAUGCCCCCGAAGUGGUUGUAUCGAGAGGGGCCACGGCCGCAGAGAUGACAGCGAGAACUAUCAUUAUGGCCAAAGCAGAAAGAAGCGAUAAGGCUGCACAGAGGUUAUUGGGUUUGAUAGAUCCCCAUAAUAGUCGGGUGCUACUGACGGGUGAAGCACUCACGCGGCACGUGGAUUAUCAGUAUUUCAAGCUUUUUCGGAAAUUAAAGAAGGAAUUCACGAGCUUGAAUCUCCAGACGAUGAAGAAAUACAGCAACUACUAG
Molecule: messenger RNA, 804 nt
Organism: Phytophthora nicotianae INRA-310
Lineage: Eukaryota; Oomycota; Peronosporomycetes; Peronosporales; Peronosporaceae
Exons: 2
Coding region: 1-804 (267 amino acids)
Source: RefSeq, a predicted model, not a curated record